AAGUGACUAGCACAUUCUAGUACGAAGUCUCACUCGCACACUACGACACCUCACAGCUCAAAUAUGGGCAAGGGAGUGUUGCUUCUGCUCUUCCUUGUGCUGGUUGUGGCCGAGGCCCAGCUACGACAUGGACCCACGGCUAGCCGGCUCACCGAGGCCACCCCGACGCACCUCCACUUCUACUUCCACGACACGGUGAGCGGCAAGUCGCCGACGGCGGUGCGGGUGGUGGGCCCGCCGGACGCGUCGUCGCAGUCCAUGUUCGGGAUGGUGAACGUCAUGGACGAUCUCCUGACCGAGGGGCCCGACGCCGGGUCCCCGCCGGUGGGCCGCGCCCAGGGCCUGUACAUGGGGUCCGACCAGGCCAAGAUCGGCUUCCUGCAGGCCAUGAACCUCGUGUUCACGGCGGGCGCCUACAACGGCAGCACGCUCGCGUUGCUCGGCAAGAACUGCCCGCUCGACGCCGUCCGCGAGCUGCCCGUCGUCGGCGGCACCGGCGCCUUCCGCUUCGCCCGCGGCUACGCGCUGCUGCGCACCCACUGGUUCGACUUCCGCACCGGCGACGCCACGGUCGAGUACGAUGUCUACGUUAUGCACUAGCAAUGGAAAUGCUUGCAUGCGCGGCUGUGGCCUGUGGCCAUAGGCAGAAGCAGCGAUAAGCUUUAGAAAAAUAAAAGAGUCUAGAAGUGCUUUAAGCACGAUUGUUCUUCACAGAGUGUUUGCUUUUUCUUUUCGUCAACCUUUUCUUUUCAGCUUGAUGCGCGAGCUAUGCAGUAUGAUGGAAAAUGUACUUCUUUAAUAUAUGAAAUUUGAUUUUUGUUCUUGUA
Molecule: messenger RNA, 827 nt
Organism: Phragmites australis (common reed)
Lineage: Eukaryota; Viridiplantae; Streptophyta; Magnoliopsida; Poales; Poaceae
Product: dirigent protein 22-like
Exons: 1
Coding region: 64-600 (178 amino acids)
Source: RefSeq, a predicted model, not a curated record